Molecule: messenger RNA, 1293 nt
Organism: Parnassius mnemosyne (clouded apollo)
Lineage: Eukaryota; Metazoa; Arthropoda; Insecta; Lepidoptera; Papilionidae
Source: the annotation of a GenBank genome assembly
AUGUAUAAAGUUGCUCUAUUAUUCGCUCUCUCCUUCUGUUUGGCACUUGCCAAACAUGAACAGUACAACGGAUUCGUCUUGUACGAGGUUAAGGUUGCUAAUGAACAACAGGCGAGGCGAGUAAAUGCAUUGGGAAACGAACUUGAACUGGAUAUUUGGUCGUAUGCCGGUCCCACACGUCCAGGUCUGGUCCUUGUACCAGGACCAAUGCGUCAAGUCUUCCAGAGGGAGAUUACUGCUGCUGGAGCACAAUAUGAAAUUCAAGUAGAAAACAUCAAAGAGAUGCUAGAUAUGGAAGACCGAUUGUUGGCCGCAGCUGAACAGCGCAGUAACAGAAGCGACAGUCGCCUCUCGUUUGAUGCUAUCCACCGAUACCAAGCUGUUGAUGACUACCUCGUUAAAUUAGGCAAAACCUAUCCAACAGUAAAAGUUGUUUCGGCGGGGAAAAGUUUUGAAGGCCGUGACAUGAAGUACCUGAAAAUUUCAACAACUAACUUCCAGGAUUCUUCUAAGCCUGUGAUCAUGAUUCAGUCACUGCUUCACUCUCGUGAAUGGAUAUCUUUACCUGCUUCUCUUUACGCUAUCAAGAAAUUAGUUGUUGAUAUCACCGACAGGGAUCUCGUUGAUAAAAUCGACUGGAUUAUCUUGCCUAUCGCUAAUCCCGAUGGAUAUGAAUUCACUCACACCAACACACGUUUCUGGAGGAAAAAUCGCUCUACAGGUCAUAUGGUUGGCAAUGUAUGCCUUGGUGUUGAUCUGAAUCGUAACUUUGAUAUCAAAUGGGGUUCACAGUCUAGCAGCUCUGCCUGCUCUGAGACUUACCACGGCAAGGGACCUUUCUCUGAACCUGAGACUGCUAUUAUCCGGAAUAUCGUACUGGAGCACGUCAACCGACUUGAGCUAUAUUUUGAUAUCCACAGCUAUGGUAGCAUGAUCCUUUAUGGUUACGGAAACCGCGAACUUCCAUCCAAUGCCCUCACCCUCAACGUAGUCGGUGUUAGAAUGGCGCAAGCGAUCGACGCUGUAAAAUGGCCUGCGAAUCCUAAAUACCGUGUCGGAAACUCGGCUAUGAUCCUUAACUAUAUGGAUUCGGGAACUGCCACCGAUUACGUUCAAGCUGUCAGUGUUCCUCUUUCAUUCUGUUAUGAAUUACCAGCAUACCGAAAUCAAAACACCGGUUUGAACGGUUUCCUUGUGGACCCUGAUUUUAUUGAACAAGCUGGCUAUGAAACUUGGCAAGGAAUUAAGGAAGGCGCGAAAUUCGUGUUGGAACAUCAUAGAAGUAACAAGUAA